AUGUAUGACGAAGCUCAUCCAAAAAUUUCUUCUUAUGAUCCAAAAUCAUCAGCACUCAUUGUAAUUGACAUGCAGGAAGAAUUUCGAGGUUGCGCAAAGGGAAUUUUCUCAAAACUUGAAGAACUUAUUAAAUUUUGUCAUAAUCAAUCAAUUCCUGUGUUCUGGACUCAACAUGGUCAUGAAGUAGACGAAAAUGGAAACAUCAUUGACCUUGAAAAUCCUUUAGUUAAUUGGUGGGGUGUUGAAAAGUUGAUCAAGUGUGGUACUGAAAAAUGGGAGAUUUUAAAAGAGUUUAUUCCUUUAGUUCAGGAACAUAAAAUUAUUCCUAAAACAAAAUAUAACGCAUUUUCUGAAACUAAUCUGCAUGCUUUGCUUUGCGAACUUGGAAUUAAAACAAUUAUUAUCUCUGGCGUAACGACAGAUCUUUGUUGCACAUCAACUGCUCUAGGUGGAAUUGAUAAAAAUUACAAGGUCAUAUUUUUGAGUGAUGGAUGUGCAACUGCGAACACUGAAUUGCAUCAGGCAACAAUAACAAGUCUAGUUCGUGUGUUUGUAAUAGCAACAAUCAAGGAACGAUGGUGCCAGCUAGCCAAGGCACAAUCGAAAUUGAGGAGCUACUUAGAGAUUAUUCCAUUCCAUCCUCCACAUUCUCCAAGACGACACGCAAAAGGAGGACAUUAUGAAAUUACAAGAGAAGAAAGUACCGGCAGAGUCAACUACGCAAUCAAGGUAUAA
Molecule: messenger RNA, 735 nt
Organism: Ambispora gerdemannii
Lineage: Eukaryota; Fungi; Glomeromycota; Glomeromycetes; Archaeosporales; Ambisporaceae
Source: the annotation of a GenBank genome assembly